GAGUUUCUUUGUGACAAGUCUCCUUAUUGGCAACAAAUGGUUGAUGCCAUUACCAUAUGCAGGGCGGGGUUCAAAGCCCCUAGUGAGAGUGAUUUGAGGGGACCCAUUUUGUCUCAAAUGGUGGAUGAUGUGAAAAAGGAUUUAGAUGAACAACGCCACAUAUGGAGCACUAAAGGUUGCACCAUCAUGACUGAUGGUUGGACGGAUAGGAGAAAUAGAACUCUCCUUAAUUUUCUUGUUUCUUCCGCAGGGGGCACCGUUUUCAUCAAGUCCAUUGAUGCCUCCGCCCAUUGCAAGAAUGCCACCUACCUAUGUGAGCAGAUAGAGGAGGUGAUUGAAGAUGUGGGUGAGGAGAACGUGGUACAGGUGGUGACCGACAAUGCAGCAAAUUAUGUUGCUGCGGGUAGACUAUUGAUGGAGAGGCACCCAUCUAUAGUUUGGACUCCAUGUGCUGCUCAUUGCAUUGACCUCAUGUUGGAGGAUAUUGGAAAAAUCCCAUGGGUCAAGAGAUGUGUAGAAAGGGCAAGAAAUGUCUGCAAAUUUGUAUAUAAUCAUUCAUGGGUGUUGGCUCUUAUGAGACAAUACACAGAGCAGAAGGAGUUGCAUCGUCCAGGAAUCACAAGAUUUGCCACAAACUUCCUCACAUUGCAGUCCAUGCUUAGGUCUAAGCCUGCCUUGAGACGUAUGAUUGUUGGUGAGGAGUGGUCUUCCUCAUCCUAUGCUACCACCCCUGCAGGGAUAGAGAUGGCAGACUACAUUUUUGAUGAGCAAGGCUUUUGGGUCCCUUGUGAUGAGAUAGUGAAAGUAAUUUUUUUAUAAAUUCUACAAUUUAGCUUCAUGUUUUAUAAGUUAUUAUAUGUAUUCUCUUAUUUGCUCAUUUUUCUAAAUUACACAAUAUUUUCAAUUUUGCAGUUUGUUAAGCCCUUGGUGGUUUUCUUGCGAGUUGCGGAUGGAGAUAAGCCCGCAAUGGGCUAUAUAUAUGAGGGCAUGGAUAGGGCGAAGGAGGCCAUCAAAUUCGUCUAUGGAGCAGAUGAGAGCAAGUAUGGUCCCAUUUGGGAGAUCAUUGAUAGGAGAUGGCAUCAUCAGCUACAUAGGCCCAUCCAUGCGGCAGCCUAUUAUUUGAAUCCGGCAUUCCGUUUUAUCCCUUCUUUCAAGGCUGAUGCGGAGGUCCUUAAUGGGCUAUAUGCAAUCAUGGAGAAGAUGGGACCUGCCGGUACUUCUCAGAUAGACCUUUUUCGAGAGCUACAGAUGUUCUCAGAUGCACAAGGGGAGACCUUCUCUCGUCCUGUCGCCAAACACGCUAGAACAACUAUGAUGCCAGAUCAUUGGUGGAACUUUUUUGGCCCAGAGACACCAAAUGUUCAGAAGUUGGCCAUUCGUAUCUUGAGCCAACCAUGCAGCGCAUCAGGUUGUGAGCGCAAUUGGAGUAUGUUUGAGCACAUACACUCCAAGAGGCGCAAUAGAUUAUCUGUGGAGAAGAUGAAUGAUCUCGUCUUUGUUCACUACAACCUCCGCCUGAGAAUGAGAAAGAAUGCAACAGUUGACAUGUCUCCUAUCAUUCUAGAUGAGGUUGAUCUUGAAGCAGAGUGGGCCAAUGAGAAUCAGACAGCUCCUGGGACUCCUACAGCUGUAUUUAGUGACGAUGACAUUGAUUGGAUCGACCAGGUAGAUAUAGAGGCUGAGGCUGUAGCCAUGGUAGAGGAGGAGCAGAGAACACGAGCAGAGACAGGAAAUAUUGAGACUCGGAGUGACACAGCUGUUCCUAAUGUUGGUGAGCAUGACACAGUCGUUCCUGAUGUUGGUGAGCAUGGCAUGGUGUCACGGGGAGCAACUAUGGCUGCUGAAUCAUCCAGGACCUACUUUAAACGCCUUCGCAGGGGGCCAGGGCGAGAGGGUGCACGGCCAUCUCAGCCAUAGGCUUGUACACUUGUAGUUGUAUUUAGUUUUACUAUUUACCUUUGGUAUUUGUAUGAAACAUUUGAUGAUGAUCAUAUGAUGACAUGGAUUUUUUAUUCCAUGAGUUUUGUAAUAUUGUAUACAUUUGACAAUAUUUAUAUAUCUAUGUUUCUUAUUUUCUUCAGCUACAAUUUGCAUUUAUGCUUAUGUGAUUGAUGUAUACUUGUGUAUGUAAUCAAAUGAGCCGAGUUUAAUGAUGUUUUUGUGUCUUUAAGG
Molecule: messenger RNA, 2172 nt
Organism: Cryptomeria japonica (Japanese cedar)
Lineage: Eukaryota; Viridiplantae; Streptophyta; Pinopsida; Cupressales; Cupressaceae
Exons: 4
Coding region: 838-1917 (359 amino acids)
Molecular function (GO): protein dimerization activity
Source: RefSeq, a predicted model, not a curated record